AUGCCGGAAUGCGGAAAUGGUAUGUUCUUGACUACGCUUUGUGCCCUCAUCGCAGGUAAGAAUAAACUCGAAUAUAUAAUUUCCAUGUCAAAACACAUGUGGAUGGCUUUGUGUUGUAAGUAAAAAAUAAUUAUGUUAUUCCUUAUUGUGAAUACCCUAAAGUCUGCUUCUUAAGACAACGGAAGUCCAUACAUUCCUCGUUAUAAAAUGUUCUAACAUCGAGUGUAUUCCACAUGCCAGGUGUUUAGCUAUGAGGACGCCCUUACUUUUAUCAUUGAGUUCAUAAACCCUGACACAGUUACCCAGAAUAAACUGAAAUACAACGUCUACUACUUCCUGUAGGGAAGGGGAGCAGGGGUGGCCCAGUGGUGAGAGCACUCGCCUCCAACCAAUGUGGCCCGGGUUCAAUUCCCGGCAGCGUUGACGCCAUAUGAAGGUUGAGUUUUGUUGUUAGUGCUCUCCUUUGCUCCGAGAGGUUUUUCCCAGAUACUCCGGUUUUCCCCUCUCCUCACAAACCAACACUUCCAAAUUCCAAAUCGAUGUGGAGCGCACGCACGCGUUUAAUCGAGUUGUUAAGCACUCCUACGUGCUCCGUGAGCAAACAACGAAAAAAAUAACAAUUGUGUGUUAUAUCAUGACAUGUUUUAGUUGUGAACCUUGAGGAGUCUCCCUGAUGUGUGAUGUCCGUUCGAUUUUUGUUUUUAAAGUUUGUUAAUUAUGCGAACUUAUCUAUUGCUGGCUCCUGUUCGUGCGCGAAACGAUCGCAAGUGAAUAUGUUCAGUAAAUUCUAAGGGUAUAACUACAAAAAGACCCUAAUUAUAGUUCUCGUGUAGAAAAACAACAACCAAGACGACAACAUAGCAACGAUUAUGAUAAUGAUAACAAUAAUAAUGACAACGAUAACGAUAAUAAUCAAAAUCAUAAUACAGAAAACUCGUAUAAUGUAAGUCUAGUUCAGCAUGUACAAUUUGGUUUUUGAUUUUAUAGCGGUGUUGCAAAUAUUAUCUCGAGGAGGCGCUGAAGGAAAAUCAAUAUCUUUGGAUGUUUCUCAAGGUAAUUGGGUAAAAUUUUAGUGUUUGUCGACGUCUUUGGAAGUGAUUCUUUUUUUUUUUAAUGCGCAAAUGGCAAGUUUCUUUUUUCUCUUCACAGUUCGCAUUAACCCUUUGGAGUGUUAUGAUAGAAUAAAUCAAUGCAAAGAACAGGCUGAAGACGGCUAUUGUGAGACUAACUAUCACUAUAUGAUGGACAGAUGUCCUUGGAGCUGUCGAUUCUGCAGGCGAGCUGGAGGUAUAAUAAUCAAUAUUAUUUGUCUGUAGAUCAGACAUGAAAUUAUGUCACCCUUUUUGAAAAAGCUAAAAUGUGUCUUCGCGUGAAUUGUGUUCUGAAAAUAAUGGUCCAGUGUUGUUAACCACGACUACAUUUAGGCAUUGAAACUGUUUCCUUUCUCUUGUUUCUACGGAUGGUAAGGAUGGACAUGCACUUUACCCUUUUAUCACAUCUUAUCCAGCGAACUCCAGCCCCUAUAAGCCCAAAACCUUUUUUUUGGUAUUAACUCUUUUUAUCUUCUCCAUCCAACCUUAACCUUUAUGCUUCACCUAUUUUCUUUUGUACCAAAAUGAUUUUGCACGUUUCUCACAAUUCGUGGACAGGGCACCUUUUAACCUAAAAGAUCGAUUCGUGGCUCGUGGAGUUGUUGAAUUCUAAGCUCCAGUGUUGUUGUUUAACUUUCACAGGUGACACUGAAAAGUGUACGGACCUCAGUAAGCAUUGCUCCCAUUGGGUCUCGAAGAAGGAAUGCACGACCCGCCCAGAUUACAUGGCUCAAAAUUGCAAGAAGAGCUGUGAAAUGUGUGGCCCAGGUAAAUUUUUUCUUUUGCCUUGCUUAAAUACAAGGUCCCACUAACUUAUUAAAUUCACUUGUUUAUUUUUUGCCUUUUGAUAGACUGGAAAUUGCAGAGAAAUUAUAUUUUGUUUUAUUUUUAAUGUUUUGUUUGGUUUCAGUGUUGGUCGUCCGGUUUUGCAUUUGUAUUGCACCCCGUUUAGAAUAUUAUUUUGAUUACUUAGCGAGCGUUUUACUACUUGGAAGAAGAGGGUACAACUUAAGGUCGUUUUGGUAUACGUAAAGGUUAGAGAAACACAUUUGGAAAGGGUGGUAUUCUACCAUUGUACGCUCGUGGUAGUAAGAGUCUCCUUGGUUCGUGUACGCGCGUUUACUGUAAUUAAUGACCUUUUUAAUCCAUUUCACAAGUGUAACUCCUUUUCUUUUUUCCCCUUUUUCUUUUAGAAAGCCAUUAUAAUUUAACGGAUAAAGAGACCACUUGCCCUCUUUGGGCCAAAGCCGGGUGGUGCCAAUCAAACGAGGACCUGCUUCAUAAAUGCCCCCACAGUUGCCAAAAGUAUGGCGUCCAAGGUGCUAACUCCCUGGAUGAACGCUACAUUACAGUCAAUUUCCAAAAUACUUCCUCAGUAGCGAGCUCGAAAGUCGUUGAGUUCGUGGCACCGCCACCUCCUUCUGCAGCAAUAAGAUCACAUUCAGACUUGGACACGGUAAGAAGGAUCACCGCUUUGAUGAUCCUCUUUCAAAUUAGACAAAAAGUGUACUAAUAAUAACUUACAAGUUUCUUUUAAUCUUUCUAGUUUCUAUUGGAACUAUUAGGAAGCUCAAUUGAAGUCGUUUUUCAGAGACACAUGUCAGCUAGAAGUGGACCUUUUGCAUUGUUGGGCAGUAGUUUUGGCCAGAUUUUGGGGCAAAUCGUCUAUAUAAUUAUAUGUCCCCGGAUGAGUAAGGACACUUACUAAUACAAAUGUGGUAGCUCAAGAGGUAGUACCUCACUUCCGGCUGUCGUGGGUCGCUCAAAAACGUCUUUAUCAUGUUCCUAAUAGCCAUCUAUAACGUUGCAAAAAAGCGCAAAUUAUGACCACAUUGUUAUACGGCGGGCAGCUGCAGAUUGCAUUGCGCCAUAAAUUGUACUGCAACAGUAACGUUAAGUGUUUAUUAUUCAGCUGCCUCCAGACUUGAAGGAAGUCCUUGCAAAGGAAUGGUGGGACUCCAAGUUAUUAAAACUGACGCAAAAACAAAAUGGGUACGUCACGCACCCUGAGCCACGCCCGGUGAGGUUACCAAUACCACGUGAAUCAAACGAAACAGCAAGUAACCAAACACUUAAUGCGACGGCUCAGUCUGAUCAAAAGGAAAGAAACAGAAACGAGUCAGGUUCGUAAAAACUGAACAGAAGCGUCCACUUUCUGUGAUUUAUUUUUCUAAUGCGAAUUACAGCAUUCUUUGAAAUCAUUACAGCGAUAAUAUUUAGAAUCCAGUUUACGGCAAGCGAAUAAGAUCAGACUAAAUUUUACGAUUUUUCAGUUUUGGGCCGGAAUGAGAAGAAAAAUAAGAACUGUCUUAAAUAAUUCUUCUUUUUGAAAACUGAGGAUUUUUUUGUGCCGAUAUAAUUAACGCCAAGCGAAACGUUAAGGGAAAACAUUGUCGACUGGAAGAAAUUGACGUUUGUCGUUUCCGUAAAAGUGAUUCUAUAUUCUUAAAGUUUAUUUGAAAAUUGGUUCCUUUUGCUUUUGUUUUAACUUUCGGCUUUUGUCGGGAAGAGAACUGGCAGAAACUUAAGCAUGCACAAUAGAUACUACAGUCGAACCUCUCCACGAUGGCCACCUUGGGGACAGAAGAAAGUGGCCCUUUUUUGAGAGGUGGCCGUUUUGGGAAGGCAGUGGUGUAAUGUGACAAACUUUGUUCAUAGGGGUUACAUGUUUAUUGUUCCAAGUUCAUGCUUACUGUAUCCCAUAAUGGUAAUUCCAUCGUAUACUAGUAUAUAGAGAUAAAAUACACAAAACCUUAAACAAUGUUCUGAAUCAAAAUUUUAUUUGACAAAGCGAGCAAGGUCCGCAACAUUUGAUAAAAUUAUCAUAGACAGUUUAUGCUUACUGCAGCAAUAUAAAUGGAACACGAUCAAAAUACCGUCAUUAAUCAUCAAAUCUCCAUACGGAUCAAAUUUAAUGGCCAUUCUUAACUCUUUUGUCAGUCGCUGAAAAAAAUGGCCGUUGUAGAGAGGUUUAAACAAGAGUCAAUGUAUGGACUGUCAAUCAAUGUAUGGACUGUCCGCCGGGACAAAAAAGAGUGGCCGUUGUGGAGAGGCGGCCGUUAGUGGAGGUUCGACUGUACAUCAUAUAAUAUCAUGUCAUGUCAUUUCAUCUUUUAUUAAAUAUCUAUGGUAACAGACGUCCUCUUGAAAGAAUAUAUUUACGAGAACCUUGACGUAAGUACAAAGCUUGAGCUCUCAUCAGCUCAAAUUGAAACGGAUUCUGCAGUAUGAAGCACCCACUCUUUGUCGAGAACGUUGGGACGUUGGGAAGAAAGCAAAAAGCCUCUUCAUAUUUUAACCUAAAAUUAAAUACAAAAUUGAUUCAUAAUGCAUUAAGGGUAUCCAUCUUCUUUACAGGCCCGAUACAGCAACAGGAAUUGGUAACAGUUCCUGCACCCCUCCCUCCACCUAGGGCAUAUGAUUCUCUCCUACCGAAACUUUUCUUGAGUGGCGGACCUACUUGGGCCACUGGAAAUAGCAGUAAAACCACGCAUAGGAGCCCCGGUUUUAGCACACAAACCAACCAGGAGAUUUGGAAGGAGGAAAAGGAGGAAGACGAAGACUUAACUGAAAGCGGUCAACAAAAAGGAGUGGUGCCAGUCAGAGUGAAUUCAAAUGAUCAGCAAGGACUUCGAGCUGGCGUUUCCUCGUCAGGAAGUGGCUGGGAUAUUGUCAAAGAUGGCGCGAAAAAUUCCGAAGGAAAUGAAGGAGACCAUCAGCUAACUGGAGAGCAGACUACAUCCACAUCGUUUUCUUUUUCAGGAAGUGGUGACAAAAGCGAGGUCGGAAGAAAUGAGGUCAAAAUGGUCCCUGAUAAAGAAAUGCUCAAUGACGAUAACUUUGAACAAAGUUCAUCCACAGAGUAUCAUUCUUCAUCAGGAGCCGAUGCGGCACCUACAGAAGAAAAUAUUACUGGAAAUAUGGAAGGCAAACAAAAAGUACCAGAAGGUGAUAGUAUAGAGGAAUACUCUACUUCUUCUGGAAGUGGAGAAGAAGAACAGACGAGGAAACAUGUCAUUGUAGCAAAUAGACCAAAAAAUAGCCUAGUUACAGAAAAUAUCAAAAUUGUUCUCCCUGAAAAUGAUUUUUCUGGUAGCGGGAAAAUUGACGAUCAAGAAGGCUGGGCUGAUAGUGGUGUUAGUUUAUCUGGAAGUGGCCAGCAUGACAAUAGCGAGCUUUUUCGGCAUCUUCAGGGAAUUUAGACUAACUACAUUUUAUUGUCAUAAACAUAUCUAAGAACAGAAUGACCUGUUGGUCAGAAAAGUUAUUCAUUUAGUUUUGGGGGAGUUUCCCAUCUUUUAUUCUCCUCAAAAGAAGCUACACUAACAAAUCAUUGAUAACAAAAGACAGGCAGGAUUUGUGUUGCCUUAAAAUCGGUGAG
Molecule: messenger RNA, 5472 nt
Organism: Porites lobata
Lineage: Eukaryota; Metazoa; Cnidaria; Anthozoa; Scleractinia; Poritidae
Source: the annotation of a GenBank genome assembly